UUUUGGGCUUAUCUACAUCGACCUCUUCGUAUGUCUCCGACAAUCAUCCAUACUUUUCAAGGUGAUUAAGCAAUACUGUUUUAAAGUAUCCAAUGAAAUAUGGGUGCAAUAACGAACUUUGUGAUUUGUAUUACUGCUUCUAUGGGAGUGGUCCUAAUUACAGUCAUCAGGAGAGGGAGGAAGCGAGUAAAGAAGGUUUACCCGUCAAAUACGAUUGUCCACCAUCAGGUCGGUAGAGGUCCCUACGCACCCAGUAUCACACCGUUUACCCUGAAGCUGGAAACAUAUUUCAGGAUGGCAAAACUCCCUUACUUGAAUGUGCACGAUAGUGGAUCUAACAAAGGCUCUAAAGGAAAAUUAACCUGGAUAGAAGUUAAUGGAGAGAAGAUAGCAGACUCUGAAUUCUGUAUACAGUACGUCAAUAGGAAAUUUAAUGUUAGCCUGGACGAAGGCUUCUCUGAGGAGGACCGUGCGGCAGCAUUAGCUAUUCAGAGAAUGGUGGAUGAACAUUUAUAUUGGACACUGGCAUUACAACGAUAUGUUUAUUCUUCCAAAGACGGAAUUAACAUCAGUAAAAUGUUUAAUUUUCCAUGGGUCAUAACUCUGAUGUUAAGAAAUUUGAUCAACAAACAGACCUACGCCCAGGGUGUGGGCCGACACACGGAGGAAGAAGUUCAUCACGUCAUGCACGAGGAUCUAACGGCUCUGUCAAAGUUUUUAGGAAAUAAAAAAUUCUUACUUGGCGAUAGGGUGUGUCAAGCUGACGGUGCCGUGUUUGGAAUGCUGGCUCAGUUAUACUGGCACAGUUUUGGAGGAUAUGGAGAAACAUCCAUUAAAAAAUAUCCUAAUCUAUGUGGCUUCUGUGAACGCAUGAAGGCGGAAUUCUGGCCGGACUGGGACGACUGCAUCACGCAUGGAUGGACGAGGAAAGCGACGAAAUGAAGUCAUAGUGUUAAUUAUAACUUUGCUAGAUGUACAUUGAUAGUGUAUUAAAUUACUAAAACUACA
Molecule: messenger RNA, 1008 nt
Organism: Ostrea edulis (European flat oyster)
Lineage: Eukaryota; Metazoa; Mollusca; Bivalvia; Ostreida; Ostreidae
Product: failed axon connections homolog
Exons: 6
Coding region: 100-942 (280 amino acids)
Cellular component (GO): cytoplasm
Source: RefSeq, a predicted model, not a curated record